CCCCCUCCUUUGUCUCUAAUUUCUACCAGAAAAGAAUUGUCCAAAGAAAAAGGAGGAAUUAUCACGACCACAUGACCGCCCCAUAUUUCGCCAUCUAAAGGUGGGUUUAUAACAUAUAUAUAAACCCCAUUAUAUUCUUGUAUUGUUCAAAAGGAGAGUUGGCAAUAAUUACUUGAACAAAAAAGAGAGAGCGUUGGCAACAAUGGCUCCUCCAUUUUCCUCUAUUUUCGCUUUCUCUCUUUUGUUUGUUGGUGUUUUGGUGCAAGCCCACGAUCAGGUGGGUCAAUCGGCUGUAUUUACUUAUGAGGGUUCACAUGGACCUGAAAAAUGGGGAAGCUUGAGCCCAAGUUAUGCAACUUGCUCCAAUGGGAAAUUCCAAUCACCGGUAGACAUUUCGAAGGAUAACAGUGUAUUUGGGAAGAAGCUUCAAACACUAGUUAGAAAAUACAAUAUUGCUAAUGCUACACUUACCAAUAACGGCGUCAACAUUGGGGUACACUUUUGGAAGAAUUCAGGAGGAGUAGCUAUCAUAGAUGGCAAAAACUACACCCUCAAACAAUUGCAUUGGCAUUCUCCUGCCGAACACCGUCUCAACGGAAAGCAAUAUGCAGCCGAGCUUCAUCUAGUCCAUCAGGCAGACGACGGCACCUACUCCGUAAUUGCAAUCCUCCUCCAAAUCGGCGAUCCCGAACCCCUACUCGCAAAGAUACAUGACAAAUUGGUGGAGUUAGCCAAUGAAAAAUGCGGCAGCAACGAAGAGGCUCACAUUGCACUUGGAGACCUAGACACAAAGCACUUGAGAAAGAAGACUCGCAAAUACUUCAGAUACAUCGGCUCUCUCACAACUCCUCCCUGCACCGAAAACGUCAUAUGGAACGUUCUCGGCAAGGUGAGGACGAUUUCGCAGCAACAAGUGGACGCACUGAAGGCGCCAUUGAAUCCAGUGUAUAAGAACAACGCCCGACCGGUACAGCCGCUCUAUGGCCGGAAGAUUGAGAUCUACGACGAGCUCAGCAAGCACUGAAACCUCUCCUUUUCUCUCUCUCGCGCCUUCAUUUUGCCGCUCAAUUUACAAUCAGUUAAGGCAAAGGAGAGAAUGCUAUGUCCCGCGAAGUAAAUUACUUUAUAUGAAAAUUUAAAAUUUAAAAUUAUAAUUAUUAAAAAAAAAAAAAAAAAGGAAAAGGAAAAGGGGAUGCGUAAAUACAUUUGUAACCUUUCCAUUUUGCAUCCUUCCGUGGUUUGAUUGAAUAAUAAAUGGUCAUUUCACGUUUCCUCCCUAA
This is a messenger RNA of Cucumis melo (muskmelon), 1280 nucleotides long. RefSeq names its product alpha carbonic anhydrase 1, chloroplastic. The record is from RefSeq and is a predicted model, not a curated record. The coding region runs from base 203 to 1024 and encodes 273 amino acids. The transcript is spliced from 6 exons. Lineage: Eukaryota; Viridiplantae; Streptophyta; Magnoliopsida; Cucurbitales; Cucurbitaceae. Gene Ontology annotation, molecular function: zinc ion binding; carbonate dehydratase activity.